AUGAGAAGCGUUACACCAGUGACCGCUAUCAAAGGAUCUACUCUAUGCUUGUCUGGUUACAACCUGAUGUUGAAUCCUAUUGGUAGUUACUUUGGCGGUGGUGGUGUUGGUGGUAGCAACAACAGUGUUAAUGAUAACAAGAUAGUUACAGCAGGUGUAAUCAAAGCUAAUAAGAAACAAAAGAUAGAAAUACCAUUUAUCUCUAACAACAACAACAACACCAUCAAUAACAUCAACAACAAUAAUAAUAAUCUAAUUAAUAACAAUAUGAUGAUGAUGAAUAAUAGCAACAACAACAACAACAAUAGUAUUAUCAACUUUAAUAACAGCACAAUAACUGGUGGUGUAAAUACCAAUAAUAAUAAUACUACCAAUAAUUACUUUGAUACGACAGCGUCUUCACUCUUGAAUACCUUGUUGGGUAAUCUUCAGAGUCAAUCGCCAUCUGCCUUGCUCAGUACUCUUCUAAAUGGUUUAAAUAGUUUAAACAACUUUAAUAAUAAUUUAAAGAAUAACAACAAUAAUAAUAAUAGCAAUAAUAAUAAUAAUAGUUUGGUAUCAAGUAACAAUAAUAACAAUAUUGUUAACUUUAAUAAUACUUUUAAUAAUAGUAAUAAUAAUAUUGUUAAUCAAUCCGCAACUAAUCAACUUCAACAACAGCAACAACAACAACAAACACCAGGAACUCAUAUCAAUACCAAUGUAUUGACAUCUAUACUUAAGAAUUUAGAGCAAGGAAAGAAUAAUAAUGCUCUGCAACAACAACAGUUGCAACAACAAUUACAACAACAGCAACAACAAUCGAAUAUUCAACAGCAACAACAAAAUUCAUUUUUCCCAUCACUUGUAAAUACAACACAACAGCAACUACAGUUACAACAACAAAUUCAACACUUACAACAAUUACAACUUCAGCAACAACAACUUCAACAGCAGCUACAACAACAACAGCAGCUACAACAACAACAAUUACAGCAACAACAACAACAACUCUCCUUUGUAAAUAUCAACAUAAGUAACGAUAACAACACAAUGAAUGCGCAACAACCACAACAACAACAACAAUUCAACUUUAUUAAUACAAACCAAGAUCAAUUGAAUAAUAACUAUAUAGACCAAUCUCAAUAUUUAUCAAAUAAUAAUAACAAUAACAAUAACAAUAAUAAUAAUAAUAUAUAUAACCAACAAUUUGUGAAUCAACAAAACACUACCAAUAAUAAUAAUGGUUAUGGUCAGACACCAACAUCGCCAACAUUCACAGUGGACACUAACCUGUAUCAAUCAACAUUUUUGAUGGACAUAUUGAAUAACAACCAAAUGUUUUCACCGGAUGAAUCAUCAUUUAAAUAA
Molecule: messenger RNA, 1350 nt
Organism: Heterostelium album PN500
Lineage: Eukaryota; Evosea; Eumycetozoa; Acytosteliales; Acytosteliaceae
Exons: 2
Coding region: 1-1350 (449 amino acids)
Source: RefSeq, a predicted model, not a curated record